UAGAAAGGGAAUCAUCCGACCAUUGGAAAACUAAACAAAAGUUCCAUGUUAUAUUUUAAUGCAACCUAUGAAAUCGAAAUUCAGAGAGGGGACGAAUAUGUACGGGUAAAGUCAUGGAGCUUUGCCUUCCUCUCCUCCCAAUGCCUAAUCUUGUCCUCUUCAACACAAUAUCAGUAUAUCACCGUCCUUUAAUUUACUUCACGAUGCCCCCCGUACUCCUCGCCCUAAAAGAACAAAAAAAUAAUUAAUUUAAGUUUGUGUUUUCUCUAUAAAUAAAUAGCUUCAUAUCUCUCUAUUCCAAACCCCACAACUUCUUUAUAUUAGUAUUGGUCUUUCUUGUUGUUCCUAAAGCUCGCAACUUUCUGUAAAUAUCUUCAAAAACAAAAAUGGCCAUAAUUAGAAAAUCAAACAAGUUGCCACAAGCUGCAGUCUUGAAGCAAAUUAUGAAAAGGUGUUCGAGUUUAGGUAAGAAGCACGGAUACGACGACCAAGACUACUCUCUGAUUGACGUACCCAAAGGACAUUUUGCAGUUUACGUGGGAGAGAAUCGAACUCGUUACAUUGUACCUAUUUCUUUUUUGAGUCAUCCAGAUUUUCAGAGUCUCCUUCAUCAUGCUGAAGAAGAAUUUGGCGUUGAUCACGACAUGGGCAUCACUAUUCCCUGCGACGAAGUCGUCUUCCGGUCUCUUACUUCCAUGAUUCAGUAGUAGUGAAGUGUUAGAAAGAAAAACAAAAAAAAGAGUAAAUAUUAGGUGUAAGAUUCUGGAGUAGUACUUACUAGUGUGUAGUCAAGAUGAAGCAAUUAAUUUUCUGUUUUUUGCUUCUCUUCUAGAGGAACUACAUGGUGCUAGUAUUAGUUAGUGUUUUAUAUGGGUCAGUAUUAGAUUGUUAAAAAAAAAAAAAAAAAAAAAAACUUGGAAUUUCUUACUUGGAGUGGUGUUUAUAUAUAUUUGCACCCUUAAGAGAAGUGAAUGUCUCUCAAUCUAUUUGCCAUUUUCCAUACAAGUAUCUCUCAGUGUUUUGCACUUUUACUGAAUCUCCUACGUAAUUCAAUGUGUUACGAGAGCAUGCAUAGGUUCUAGUUUCAAGUAUCAAGUUCACCCCUUGUUAAAAAUAAUUCCACACGCUUAGAAGCUUAUGAGAAAUAUACAAAUUGGUCACACAAUUCAAACAUUUAUGUUAUUGUUUCGAGAAACUACAACAAUAACAAAAAUGUAAAGAGAAACAAUAGUUUUUAUUUUCUACACCACAAAAAAAGACAACGUAGGGCAUUACAUGUAAAACUUCAUCAUUUUAUUAAAACAUAAUUGUCUAACUUUUUUUUUAAUUAAUCGGAAUGAUUUUAAUCCAAACCAAACAAAUAUAAUAGUUACUAAUGAAAUGUGCAGAGUGUAUCAAUCAGUAGUGCAACAUGCAAUAUCCCAAUUGAUGAAUUUACAAGAGAAGACGUCUCAAAUUCUUUAACACAUAUUUCUUGUUCUCACACUAAGAUUUUUUUAGACAAAAAAGAAAAUGCAGUCAGUGGAUUUAGAGUAUAUUUUAUUCGGGUUCAUGAGAAUUCAGUAACUUUUACUCAAACCUUGUAAGUUGUACAUGUAUUAAAAUAUUUGAAUGUAAACCCAAUUAUUAUUAUAUAUUAACUUGAGGUCACUGUAAGAAUCUAUAAACUUCAUAUUUUGAAUCCACCUUUUGCAUCAGUUUCUCUAUUGCUCUUCUUAUUGUCAUUGGUUGUAUCGUAUGUAAAUAAUAUGGAUUACAUACAGUUGAAUUCUCCUUAUUCCAAAUGUAAACAACAAGGGGUACUUUCUUCGAGAAUUGCCCUCAUAUUUUUAUGCGAAAUAGAGCAUGUAAUUCCAAUAAUGCUAACAAUUGACUGGUAAUUUCUUGUACUUGGCAUCAUAUUCUUUAGAACAACCCGAUGCUCGUUAAAAUAUUGUUAGUAUCAUCCAAGUAUCAAGGUGCAUGUU
Molecule: messenger RNA, 1967 nt
Organism: Lycium ferocissimum
Lineage: Eukaryota; Viridiplantae; Streptophyta; Magnoliopsida; Solanales; Solanaceae
Product: auxin-responsive protein SAUR50-like
Exons: 1
Coding region: 387-707 (106 amino acids)
Biological process (GO): response to auxin
Source: RefSeq, a predicted model, not a curated record